AUUGUAAAGAGCUCUACUUUUACUGUCAAUUCUUCAGCCAUGAUUGAUUUGUGUCAGUGGAGAGCUAGAAUAGGAUCCUGGAACUGUUCCCGCCAUUGGAGGCAACCCAAUGCUUGUACUAGUACUGGUAACACUUACUGUGGAACUGGUAGAGCUAGUGCUGGUAAUACUACACAAGUGAAGACCCCUAGACUUGUUUUGUCUAUUUUUUGUCUUCUUAUCCUCCUCUUCAUAUCAGGAGAUGUGGAACUUAAUCCUGGACCCACUCUUACUGAUAAGCCAACAAAAGAUGAAUUGAUUGAGUUAUUGAGUAGCUCAAAGUUUACUGCUGGUACUUGGGAACAGUUUGUCUGUUGUCUUCCUAACAUGACACAAGAUAUCAUUAUUGGAAUCAAAGAGAGAGGAUCAAUAGAGGACACCAUGAGUGCUGUAGCUCAACACUGUCUUGAUAAUAAUCCUGAUAUAACAUGGUCAAUAAUCAUGAUGUCACUUUUAAAUGCAAAUGAACACAUUUUGGCUCAGCAAAUUUUGACAGACAGUAACAAGAAAGGAGUACAAAUAAAUGCCACUAAAACAGUUCAGACUACAUUGAGAGCCCAUUAUUCCUGUUUAUUUGAUGCUACUAAGCAUUGCUUAGAAUCUGUUACUGUGGAAUUUUUUUCUAAGGGUCUUAUUAGCAGGGAUGUUAAAAGCUCACCUUCUUUUGAUAAAAUUGAAAAUGAAUUUGUGGCAUCAUUAUCUCUUUACAAAGAAGAUAUGACCAAAUUAGAGGACAAAUGCUGUAAUUUUGUACAUUGCCUUGCUAAAGCUGGUGGCCCAGCUAAAGAUGCAGCCAUUGCACUAGCUGAAGAUUGGGAACGUGAAGUAUUGAAUAAACAUAGUCUGAAAUGGUCUCUGAAAAUUGACACUGAAACAUCCACUGAUUUAUCUCUUCUUUCAGAAAUUCCGCUGAGCUCUGAUGAUGAAGUACCUCAAAAAAUGCAGUAUCUUUUUAAUGACUUCGUUUCAUUGAUGGGUUACAUCAGAAAUUACUAUAAGAAAUAUAAAGUUAAAAAAAUUGCUGGCUUUUUAGCAGACUAUUUUGAAGAUUGUCUUACUGAAGAGCCUCUAACUAAUUGCAAAGAUUUUAAUAGCCUACUUCAUUUAGUUAAGCCUUAUUACAGUUUUUUAAAUUUUGAUUUAAUUGAGAACCUUACAAAAAAAUUCCCUCUCAGUAAAGAGUUACAGUUGAAACUUAACAAGUAUGUACAACAAUUAAAACAGUUUAAAAAUCAACUGCACUACAACAAAUGAAGGAUGCAAUAAAGCAAGUACUUCUACCACAUGAAGCUUCAGAAGCACAUUGUAAAAUUGUUAUUAAACUUACUGGGGACUGGGAAGAGAAAACAGUGGAAAACCUUGAAAGGCUCAUUGCAUUCCUUUUUAAACGGGAUAGUCAUGGUCGUGCUAAAUUGAUUAAAGUUGUCGAUGGAUCAAUUACUGUUACAUUCUUGUUUCUUUCAACAGCACAGUCUCUUAUUGAUGAAGUACAAAAUAAAAUUCAAUUUAUCCAAUACCUUGGUAUAUUUCAAAUAAUCAUUAACGAUGACAUUAUCAUAAAAAGGGAAGAAGAUAUUAAAUUCACUUUUGAAGAUUCACUGUUACAUGCCAUCAAUCAUAUUGACAGUCAUGCAGAAUAUGAGAAUGUGGCACUACU
Molecule: messenger RNA, 1696 nt
Organism: Amphimedon queenslandica
Lineage: Eukaryota; Metazoa; Porifera; Demospongiae; Haplosclerida; Niphatidae
Exons: 3
Coding region: 40-1293 (417 amino acids)
Source: RefSeq, a predicted model, not a curated record